AUGUCCCGUAACGUGGAUAAAUUGCCCAUGCCGGCAGAGGUGAAGAAGAUGAAAGUUGUCGUCGCAAGUGCAAGCCGAACAGGUACCCUCGGCCUCUACCACGCCAUGAAAAUUCUAGGAUACAACCCGUACCACAUGUACGAAUGCUGUGUCGUACAAGGAACGCCGCACAUGAAGACGCUCCAAGAUGCCAUCACCGCGCAGCACAACCGUUUCUCUGGGAAGCGGAAAUUUGAGAAGCAGGAUUUCGAUCGUUGGUUGGGGGACUACGAUUGUAUCGUCGAGGUAGCAAGCUUCAUCGGCAGAGAUGCCAUCAAGGCCUACGCGUCCGACCCAGAUGUCAAAUUUAUUCUGACAGAACGAAGCCCAGCAAAAUGGGCAAAGUCGGUAAACAAUACCGCUGGAGUAAUGGUCCAAAUGGCACACUCGCUCCCCAUGGGUAUCCUGAAGCAUUUUGAUGAGUUUUUGAACAUCUUUUUCUCGCUCAAUGUUACGGUUUAUGGUGCUUGGUCGGGUAGUACGCUUCCCGGGGAAGCAGAUAAUGAGCGAUUGCUGAGGGAAUAUUAUGUAGACUAUAUCAAUAUGGUCAAAGAGACCGUCCCUGCCAACCAGAUCUGCGUGAUUCAGCUCGAAGACGGACUCGAUUGGUCCAAAAUAUGUCCGUUCCUGGGAGUUCCUGUUCCCAAUGAGGAGUAUCCGGAUCGAAAUGAGCCGGAGAAGUUCCAAGCUAUGGUUCAGCAAGGGUUGCAGCCGCAUAUUACUGCCGCCUUUUUGAAGAUGGGUGCCUUUGUGGUUCCGGUGCUUGGCGUUGUGGGAUGGAUGGGGAUGAAGUAUGGGCCUUCUGUUUUUAAAGCUGUUUCUUCAGCAUUUGAUUGA
Penicillium waksmanii is the source of this 876-nucleotide messenger RNA. Its product is annotated as sulfotransferase family protein. The record is from RefSeq and is a predicted model, not a curated record. The transcript has 4 exons. Lineage: Eukaryota; Fungi; Ascomycota; Eurotiomycetes; Eurotiales; Aspergillaceae. Bases 1 to 876 code for a protein of 291 amino acids.